Messenger RNA from Penicillium psychrosexuale, 357 nucleotides. RefSeq lists its product as uncharacterized. The record is from RefSeq and is a predicted model, not a curated record. NCBI's taxonomy places the organism in Eukaryota, Fungi, Ascomycota, Eurotiomycetes, Eurotiales, Aspergillaceae. Bases 1 to 357 code for a protein of 118 amino acids. The transcript has a single exon.
AUGCAACAACACCCUCGUUUACCGGUCCCGGAGGCUAACCAGGCAUUCGAACGGUACAGUGCCGCCCCUGCCCUUGGUAAAGGAAAGCGUAGGGGCCGCGAGGGAUCAGAAACCUCAUCUUCGACCAAUGACCCAAUUGAGGAUCUGGUGGAACCUGACACUCUGGCUAAUGGAAUUCCCCUGAUUGGACCUGGCGCCGCCCGUGAACUUGACAGAAGAAGAAAAGAUGACAACGAAGUGAAGAAGGACAAUGAUAAGGGUAGCCUGAACAUCAAGAUCCACCUGGACUUGCAUGCCAAGGUGAAGUUGGAUUUGGAGGCUGACAUAUAUGGAGAUAUUGUGAUUGGGUUACUGUGA